CUUAACCUCAAAUAAAAAUUGUCACUGAUUCUGUCAUACUCAAAUUAAAAAUAAAUGAUUAAUUAUCUAAAUGUUAUCAUCAAAGAAUAUAAAAAGUACAAUUGAAGUUAAUAAUAAAUAUUUUUUAAGUACAAACAAUAGUCGUAAUAAAAAAACAAUAAAAAUGAGUGCACACACUUCUCGUGAUGCAUUUUUUAAAUUUGCAUUUAUUUAAUAAUUAUAAUUUAUUUCUUUUUACACAUUUAUAUAUAUAAAUUUUUUGUUUUAAACAAUAAAAAAAAUAAUUGACAUUAAUGUAAGUAUGCUAAUAACUUGUGGAAGUAUAGUACGUCUUCUUCGUCGUAGGAUAGUACUUGCUUUAAUUUUUGGUCUUUCAUUAACUUACUGUGCAAUAUCAUUAUUAUCUCAUGAUAAAAUGGGAGUAUCAAAAGUACAAUUUGAUGAUGAUGAUAAUAUGAUUGUUGACAAUGAUGAUGUUCCACUUGAUGAUGAUUUAGAUGAUGAUACAUCAGGUAAAAAUAUUCCAUGGCCACUUAUUGUUGCUUCUGAUGACGGUAUUAUUGAUUCUAAUAAUCAACCACUCGUUAAUACCAAUGAUACUGAUAAUGUUACAAAAAAUUGCCGUAAUUCUGUUCAGGGUAAAUCAUUGAUAGUCGAUGAACGUGGGUUUGUUUGUAAACGACAAGAACUUUUAUCAACAGGCUGUUGUAAAAAUGAUCAAGAAAAAAUAUCCGACAAUGGUAAUAAAUCAUUAAUUAAACGUGAACGUUACAGCUGUGAAACUUGUAAUCCUCAAGGAUGCUGCGCUGUUUAUGAAUAUUGUGUUUCAUGUUGUUUACAUCCAGCAAAAAGAAGAACAAAAAAAGAUUAUCAUGGUUUAUCUGGGCGUCAUGAUGUGCAGAAGACACGUAAAAUAGAGGACGUUGUUAAAUUACGUUUACGAAAUCUUGAUCGUUUUCAAAUAUGUUUAGCUGUAUGUCGUACAUCAAGUGCUAGUGUAAGACACGAAAACACAUACAAAGAUCCAGAUUCAAAACAUUGUUAUAUAACAAUAUUACCAAGCAAUAGUGUUAAUAAUCAAAAUAAUGAACGUCAUUUGAUAUCAAUUACUCAUAAUAACAAUAAUAACGACGACAAGGACGUCAUUACAUCUUUUUCUACACUUUCAUUAUUUAUCCUAUAAUUAUCUUUAUCCUCUUGAUGAUUACAGUGUUCCCUCUCUAUAAUUCCCCUCGCUAUGUUUCUAUUUACCCUCAUUUUGAGGGGAAUGUGUUCCCCUACUCUCACUAAAUUAUAUAUAAGAUAUAUUUGUGUACGUUCAGAAUGACUGCGCGCGCAUUUCUCUGUUUAGUACUCUUAAGAAAAAGUGGGGUCCCUCUUUAAGAAGGAAUUCUUAGAAUUUUAGCCCCGAGUUGGGAAUUAUAGAGAGGGAGCACUGUACCCACCAUUUAACAUAAAUAAUCCUUGAUGAUGCAAGUAGCAGACAUUAAAAAUUUUAUUUUUUUUUAAACGAAAAAAUUUAGGUAGUUCACUCGCAAAUUGGCUUUUGACGAGAAUUUUAUGUAAUUGAAGUAUGAUAUCAAAGUAGAUGUCCUGCAUGUAAUUUUACCUACCUUAAAUACUGAUAGAAAAAAGUUAUUAAAAAUGUAUCCGAAGAACUUUUUGUAAUGUUUUUUUUUUUUUUUAUAAAUUUAUUAUAAUUACAAAUGACUCGUUCAUGAAAGUUUUAAAAUUAUUGAAUGUUUGCUACUUUCAGCAUCAUAACAAUCCCUAAUGAAUAUUUUAAAUCGUCUUAAGUUGGCCGAAUUUGAGUUAAGGAAUAAAAUUUUAAUUUACUUAAAUUAACAAGUUUUAAACUCAAAUAAGAGCUUAUAAAUGUGUGAAGAAAUCUAAAAUAAAACUAUUGUCGAAUCAGUUUGAU
Molecule: messenger RNA, 1921 nt
Organism: Microplitis demolitor
Lineage: Eukaryota; Metazoa; Arthropoda; Insecta; Hymenoptera; Braconidae
Product: SREBP regulating gene protein
Exons: 4
Coding region: 302-1183 (293 amino acids)
Biological process (GO): positive regulation of SREBP signaling pathway
Source: RefSeq, a predicted model, not a curated record